Molecule: messenger RNA, 4242 nt
Organism: Capra hircus (goat)
Lineage: Eukaryota; Metazoa; Chordata; Mammalia; Artiodactyla; Bovidae
Gene: SLC25A25
Product: solute carrier family 25 member 25
Exons: 11
Coding region: 931-2376 (481 amino acids)
Biological process (GO): transmembrane transport
Cellular component (GO): mitochondrial inner membrane
Molecular function (GO): ATP transmembrane transporter activity; calcium ion binding
Source: RefSeq, a predicted model, not a curated record
CAUGUUGUGGUGCAACCAGAAAUAAAUUAGUGAAAAUAAAAUUGAAAAACUUCUGUGUUGAGCAGCACGGUUCUAAGCUGAAAAGCUCCAAUCCACUGAACUUUGGAGUGUUCUGAGUGAACGUGGACUCUGAAGACUACUUCCAUGGGUCCUGAGUGAGGCUCAGGCUGACCCUAGAUUGGUGCUGCUAAGGAGUCCCCCCCAGCACAAUGACCUUAGCCCAGGGUGUCCUCUUCCUGCCCCCCUCACCACGUCAGCCUCUCCACACUUGGCGGGGUCUCCAGGCAAAACCCGCAGAAGGGGUGCUCAUGUGCAAGGUGGCCUGGGAAAGAAAGGUCCCUGGAGCCAGCCAGGUCAGGAGCAGCUCCGGGACAGAUGAAUGAGCCCCCCUACAAUCCCAUGGGACCCCUCCCAGCAUCUCCCCACCACCCCUGACUUUCUGCCCUCACAGCUAAACUGGACCCAUUCAGUGAGCCCUGAUUUGAUCUCUGCCUCCACUAAUUUUUCUGCUGGAAAUGAUUUACUAAAGGGAGAAACUACGGUAUUGUGUGACGCGUUUGGGGACCUUGUGGAAAAAAACAGGCCAAAGGCAGUUUGUUUGUUUGGAGGGGUUGGCAGCUGGUGGGUGAAGGUUUGUUUGGGGGGCAGGGCCGAAUGCGCUGCCUGACUCGGAAGGGUUAAUCAGGGAGCUGGUGACGUCAGUCCUGAUCUUUAUCCCCUGGCACUGGGGCAGUGCCCGCCUCCUCACGGGGCUGUGUGCUCAUUGGCUGUUGGCUGGAAGUACAGUGAGCAGACUUUUUUUUUUCAAUUAAGCCAAAGGGCAGGGCUGAGGCAGCCAAUGACAGCUGCGCCCCAGCAUAUCUUGUGCAAGUGUGCCGGGGCCAGGCAGCAUUCCCGGCGUCCACGCUGCCUGAAGCAGCUCCCGCCAGCAUGCUCUGCCUGUGCUUGUAUGUGCCCCUCAUCGGGGAGGCCCAGACCGAGUUCCAGUACUUCGAGUCCAAGGGGCUUCCCGCCGAGCUGAAGUCCAUCUUCAAACUCAGCGUCUUUAUCCCCUCCCAGGAGUUCUCCACCUACCGCCAGUGGAAGCAGAAAAUCGUACAAGCUGGCGACAAAGACCUCGAUGGGCAGCUAGACUUCGAAGAGUUCGUCCACUAUCUCCAAGAUCACGAGAAGAAACUGAGGCUGGUGUUCAAGAGUUUGGACAAAAAGAAUGAUGGGCGGAUCGAUGCCCAGGAGAUCAUGCAGUCCCUGCGGGACCUGGGGGUCAAGAUAUCUGAGCAGCAGGCAGAAAAAAUCCUCAAGAGAAUACGAACGGGCCACUUCUGGGGCCCUGUCACCUACAUGGACAAAAACGGCACGAUGACCAUCGACUGGAACGAGUGGCGGGACUACCACCUCCUGCACCCCGUGGAGAACAUCCCCGAGAUCAUCCUCUACUGGAAGCACUCCACGAUCUUUGAUGUGGGUGAGAAUCUGACAGUCCCCGAUGAGUUCACGGUGGAGGAGAGGCAGACGGGGAUGUGGUGGAGGCACCUGGUGGCCGGCGGUGGGGCGGGGGCCGUAUCGAGAACCUGCACGGCCCCCCUGGACAGACUCAAGGUGCUCAUGCAGGUCCACGCCUCCCGCAGCAACAACAUGUGCAUCGUGGGUGGGUUCACCCAGAUGAUACGAGAAGGAGGAGCCCGAUCACUCUGGCGGGGCAACGGCAUCAACGUCCUCAAAAUCGCCCCUGAGUCAGCCAUCAAAUUCAUGGCCUAUGAGCAGAUCAAACGUCUCAUUGGGAGUGACCAGGAGACUCUGAGGAUUCACGAGAGGCUUGUGGCAGGGUCCUUGGCAGGGGCCAUCGCCCAGAGUAGUAUCUACCCGAUGGAGGUCCUAAAGACUCGGAUGGCCCUGCGCAAGACAGGCCAGUACUCGGGCAUGCUGGACUGUGCCAGGAAGAUCCUGGCCCGAGAGGGCAUGGCUGCCUUCUACAAAGGCUACGUCCCCAACAUGCUGGGCAUCAUCCCUUACGCUGGCAUAGACCUGGCCGUCUAUGAGACACUCAAGAAUGCCUGGCUACAGCGCUAUGCAGUGAACAGUGCAGACCCUGGUGUAUUUGUGCUCCUGGCCUGUGGCACCAUGUCCAGCACCUGUGGCCAGCUGGCCAGCUACCCACUGGCCCUGGUCAGGACCCGGAUGCAGGCCCAAGCCUCCAUGGAGGGCGCUCCCGAGGUGACCAUGAGCAGCCUCUUCAAACAGAUUCUGCGGACCGAGGGGGCCUUUGGCCUGUACCGGGGGCUGGCCCCCAACUUCAUGAAGGUGAUCCCAGCCGUGAGCAUCAGCUAUGUGGUGUAUGAGAACCUGAAGAUCACCCUGGGCGUGCAGUCGCGGUGACAGGCGUGGGGCCAGCUGCCUGCGCAGACUCGCUGAUCCCGGGCUCCCAGCCCUGGGAUGUGUAGCCAUCUCAUUCUGUGAAUGUACCAACACUACGCUGACUGAAGCCAAGCUGUGAAAACCCUGGGGUGCACCCGCAAGUUGGGGGGGACAGAGCUGGCAGGCCCACCGGGUGCGUCCUGCUGACCCCGGCCCACCCGCGUGUCCAUUCCAGGGAGGACCUGUGAGUGUUCCUCAGGGCCCAGGGCUCAGCAGGACAUGGGCCCAAGCGUGUGGGGGCUGAACGCUGCCCAGGGUUGCCUGCAGAAGAGCAGGGCUGGGAGGCUGGCUUCAUCCUCCCGUCGCAUCCUCGCAGCCGGGCCAUUGGCGCGGGCCGUCUUCUGGCCUGCUGAGCGUCUUCCCCAGGGGGCCCACUUCGCUUCCUUCCUCGCUGCUGUUGUCACUGGUAGGAAGAGGGCCCCCUGCCCUCUCCCCACGCUGCUCCUCUCCCCUCAGUCCAUGGGGAAGGGUAGUUGUACCUGAAACCUGAGCCCAGCUUCCCAACCAGCCACUCUGCCGCUGGCUGGCUGGUGCAGGGAAGAGGGCUUCCAAGCUGCCCAGCAGGUGGACACCUGGAUGCACGUGUGCAUGACGGGGGGCCAGGCUGCCUGGCAUCCUGGCGCAUGGCUUCACAGGUCCUGGAACCCAGAGGGCCUCUGCUCCCUGCCACUGAGGGGGCUCAUGAGGCUCUGAGCUGGGCCCGGACUCUGUCAGGACUGGCACCAGCUCAGAACCAAGUCCCUCUGCCCCGCUGGCAUGAGGGCAGUGGGCAUCGUGUCAGAGCAGGAAGGGCCAUGUCUGCCCUGCGUCUGCAUGCUCUGGCAAGAGAAGGAAGAGGUGUUCAAGGCCUUAAUAAUUACGUAUCGUUGGAAGAAGGGUUUUGUUCAGAAAGAGAAGCUGAACAAACAUGCAGGUUCUGGUCUUCCAGAAGGAAGACAGAGAGCCAACAGCUUGGCUGACCGCAUUUAAGUCUGUUUCUGACGCCCCUGGGGACUUGCAUCUGAUCCCCACGGGGGCCAAGUGGGACCACUUCACAUUCCGCUGAUGCAAUGUGUCACACUGCUUGGAGCCUAUUUAUUUUGUAUUUAUUUGAACAGAGUUAUGUCCUAACUAUUUUUAUAGACUCGUUUAAUUAAUAGCCUGUCAUUUUCAAGUUCAUUUUUUAUUCAUAUUUAUGUUCCUGGUGGAUUGUACCUUCCCGGCCCCCAUGAGGUGAGGUGGGGAGAGGAAGCAGGGGGCCGUGGGCGUGACCCUUGUGCCUGUCCAGAGAAAGGCAAAGAAGGCAGAAGGGCCCUGACCACAGAGAGACAGGCCCUUGGCAGGUUAGGGGGCGAGGGGGCCAGCACCCAGGAAGCCUUAGGAGCUGAAGGUUUGAUCAGGGGGCGGGAAGAGGGAGGGAAGCUCCCACUCCGGUGAAGAUGGAAGUCCAAAUCAUUUCUUGGACUGGGGAGGGAUUUCUUUAUUUUCCCCCCUUUUUGAAGGAUAGGGCAGUGAGGUACCUAUCACUGUGAGUUUGGGGGUGAGGGCCGGAGGAGAAGGCCACUAGCUCCCCCCACCAUCCCCUGUGAAGCGGGCUCCCUCUGUCCCGGCCACCACCCCCCCAGCCCACUCCCCCCCUGCUCAAUAAUGCUGGUCUCCGUGCAGGUGCACGGCCACACUCACCGGAAUGGCCCGAUGAGGACAAUUCAAAUAUGAUGCAAAGAUCAAUGCAAAAAUUACUGUUAUAUAUAAAUAGAGUUGUAACUGGAAUUGGUGACAAAGCAAAUUAAGAAAGAAUUGGGAGUUGUCAUCGAAAACAGCCUUCUAAUAAAGUUGUUUAAGAGCUGA